CAUACCCGCGUUUAAAAAAAAAAAAAAAUGAGUUCUUAUCUCGGAAACUUAGCCUCUUUUGACUAUAAAAUUAAUGAGUGGGAAGUGUUUCACAGUAGAUUAACACAGUUUAUAAAGUUAAAUAAAAUCUCUGAUGAUAGUCAAAGUGCAGUGUUAUUGACACAUCUCUCGGAUGACUCAUAUCGGUUAAUUCGAAAUUUGGUGCACCCAAAGAAGCUCGAAGUAUGUAGUUAUACUGAGCUGGUAGAAGUGCUAAACCAGCAUUUUACGCCAAAAAGGUCGACCUUCGCAGACAGGGCAAAAUUCUACGAAGCAAGCAGAUCGGACGGUGAGAGUAUCGAAGAAUGGGCGGCGCGGCUAAGAGGGUUGGCCGUAUAUUGUGACUUCGGUGCAGAGCUGGACACGCUCCUGCGCGACCGUUUCGUUCUGGGCUUCCGAGCAGGGCCGGAGCGUGAUAAACUCUUCGAAUGCGAUUCGAAAACCUUGACAUUCGGACAAGCCUUGGAAGUGGCACAGAAGACGGCUUGUGCGCGACAGGCGCGCGUCGUCGUGAAAGAGGAGCCAGUAUUUCGCGUCGGUGAGCAGCGGAAGGCUGGCCACGGCCAGGCUCAGGCCAAGCCGAGUCGAUCGGAGGAUAGAUCGAGUGUAAUGCAGCGCUGUAGUGUGUGCGGGUUGCGAUCCCAUAGUGCCGAUAAGUGCAGGUUCCGUAACCUGAAGUGCAGAUCCUGUGGGGGAGGGCAUUUAGUUAAAAUGUGCAAAAAUAAAUCUAAUGUGCAUAACAUCGGUGCACAAUCGGAAGGGUGUUCCCAAGACCCUCUUGCAGGGAGGGAUUGCAGGGAGUGUGACCUUUUUAACAUGAGGUUUCCAAACUAGUGUUGGAGGGAUGUAGUAUAUAAUGAGUGUCAAUUCAUUGUGUCAUCAGUAAUAAACUAGCUACCGAGCAAGACUGUCUUUCACUCGCACCUUACCGAUAUACCAGUCAGCCGUUCCAAAGAUUAGUUCGGACAACAGACA
This is a messenger RNA of Bicyclus anynana (squinting bush brown), 1014 nucleotides long. RefSeq lists its product as uncharacterized. The record is from RefSeq and is a predicted model, not a curated record. The transcript has 2 exons. The coding region runs from base 28 to 873 and encodes 281 amino acids. NCBI's taxonomy places the organism in Eukaryota, Metazoa, Arthropoda, Insecta, Lepidoptera, Nymphalidae.